AUGCCUUACUCGAAGGGAAAAAACACGAAAAGAUAUGAUGUAGAAGAUAUUGAAGAGAUCUCAAGAAUUCGAAAUCUUGUAGUCAGUAACACGCGGGAAAAUAAAGAAGUUGAAGAUGCAAUGAUAGUCGAUGUCGAUGUUGAAUCACCAAAGAGCAUAGCGCAUAUAUAUCCAUACGAGUUUUGGAAACUAGAUCCGAUCUCGCAGGCCAACGUGAAAUUAUUUAACAAGGACUAUAAUAAUCUAAAAGUAUUUCAUUCUGGAGAUUUGGUAUCAAAGCAUCAAGCAUUAUCACUCGCACCACAAUUAACUUCACAACCUAGUACGUUGCUAAAUGAAGGCCUUUCAAAAUCAUAUUCUUCCUCAAAUCAAACCGAAUCGAAUCCAACUUCUGUUGUGCCCAACACUAGAUCACCAUCAGUCGUUAUUAAAUCAGAUGGCUCAUCAUCUUCUACCGGUAUAAUUGAAGAUGACUUAUCUUAUUCUCUCAUAUCUGUAAAUAGCCUCUCAGCAUAUGGAGAUUUUUCAUUCCUUCCAAAUGUAUUUCAUCGGCUUACCGAAAAUCAAAAUAUCGACUUCUCUUUACUAAACUCAUCCCAAAUUACUGAGGAUGUAUUCAUAAAUGUUAUUGUUAGAUACAUUUAUGAAAAGAAAUUAUUUCAUUUCGAAUUUUCAUCGAUCCGACAGUCUUUAGUGCUAACUGAAUACGCCGUGUUGGUGUUAAGAAAUCAGCACAAUUGUAAAGAGUCCACUCCAGAACAACUAACUUCUUUAUUCAUGCGGUCGUUGAUGACAUUGGUGAAUGAAGAGUUUUUAACACUCCUCGAUGAGGAACGAUAUGAAUGGAUAAAGAAGCUUCUGCGUGCCAAACAUAUUUCAGACAUCUGCUAG
Acaulospora colombiana is the source of this 891-nucleotide messenger RNA. Lineage: Eukaryota; Fungi; Glomeromycota; Glomeromycetes; Diversisporales; Acaulosporaceae. The record is from the annotation of a GenBank genome assembly.